Molecule: messenger RNA, 749 nt
Organism: Tarenaya hassleriana
Lineage: Eukaryota; Viridiplantae; Streptophyta; Magnoliopsida; Brassicales; Cleomaceae
Exons: 4
Coding region: 110-517 (135 amino acids)
Source: RefSeq, a predicted model, not a curated record
UGCAUAUCAGCUUGUGGGAAGCCAAGCCACCAGUGGGCCUGAGAAGCCCAGUGGAGAGUUGGUUGAAAGGAGAGAGAUAGGAUUCGCUUUCCGAUGUAAUUUGGGGAAGAUGAUGGCGCGCGUGUUGGCAUCUCCGGCGACGGUGACGGCGGUUCGGUCGCCGGAGGAAGAUGCAGAGGGAGUUUCGACUUCGAAGCAGAGCCAAAGGCUCUCUCUUUCCAAGCCUUCAUGGAUCGUCAGAACCCAGUCUGGAAGCAGGACAGAGAGGCGGCGUACGGCGGAGAUCCGCUGCGUUGUCUGCGGCGGAGCUGGCAAAGUUGAUUGUCACAACUGUAACGGUAAAGGGAGGACCAACUGUGUUCAUCUGGAAAUGCUUCCAAGAGGAGAAUGGCCUAGAUGGUGCAAGAGCUGUGGUGGGAGUGGAUUAGGCUAUUGCUCCCGCUGUCUUGGCACCGGAGAGUUCAGACAUCCAAUGGGUUUCCGCUUCCUUAACAGACAGGAGGAUGAUAGACAGUAAUCUUGAAACUCCUCUGUUCUGUUCUUGAGACCAUGCCAUGUUUAUGUAUUGGGGCAGAAGAGCAUGUUAUAGGAGUGUAGGAGUUUCGUGAUUAUUUGUAGAGAACAGAUUUCAUAAAGUCUGGAGAGGAAUGUUCAUCUAGUCUCUCUACAAAACCAACCUUCUGAGUUUCAGAGGCGUUUGACAGAUUGAAGAAAAAGCUGCAUCAAAUAACAAGUAUUCUUGGCGAUUU